Fusarium oxysporum Fo47 is the source of this 1719-nucleotide messenger RNA. Its product is annotated as major facilitator superfamily domain-containing protein. NCBI's taxonomy places the organism in Eukaryota, Fungi, Ascomycota, Sordariomycetes, Hypocreales, Nectriaceae. The record is from RefSeq and is a predicted model, not a curated record. Gene Ontology annotation, cellular component: membrane. Bases 1 to 1719 code for a protein of 572 amino acids. Gene Ontology annotation, molecular function: transmembrane transporter activity. Gene Ontology annotation, biological process: transmembrane transport. The transcript has 3 exons.
AUGUCUGAUAGAUCUUGGUGUGAGCAUAGCGAAAGGGCCAAUGAAGUUAGAAGUGAAGUUCAGGGGAAUAAUAAGGUGUCUAUGAAGAGUUUGCUGUUAUUACUUUCGAUCAAUCUGGUAUACUUCGUCCAUGUUGCCAAUGUCGUUGGAUCUGGUGCCUUGACCAGAGACAUCUCCGCUGUUGUUGGCGGCGCCCACGAUUCUGUCUGGUACAGUGAAGUGAUCGCAAUCUUGACAGCCCUUCUUGGCAUUCCUGCUUCUCAAGCCGCCGAUCUCUGGGGUCGCAAGACGAUACUCGUUUGCUUAACGAGCUGUGGCUUUUUCGGGUCUCUCACUAUCGCUAAAGCUUCAUCUUCCGGUACAGCCAUCGCUGGAUUUGCCGUUUUAGGCAUCUCAUUCGGUGCGCAGCCGCUUCUCCAUGCCAUUUCUUCUGAGGUCGUUGCUCGCAAGUAUCGUCCUUGGGCACAGGGCAGUAUCAAUGUAUCAGCUUCUCUGGGAGCCAUUGUCGGCCUUUUGAUUGGUGGCGUGUUGACUAGACAUGAGCAUCAUGAUGGCUUCCGGGCCUACUGGUAUAUGGUUGCUGGCAUAUAUGCAGUUGCGACAGUCGCAUGUCAAUUCUUUUACAACCCGCCUCCGAGAGCCUUGGAAAUUGUUCUCACCGUAUCAGAGAAAAUGCGUAACCUGGACUGGGUCGGGUACGGCUUCUUGACUCCUGCGCUUGUCCUCUUCUGCAUGUCUCUCGCUUGGAGUGGGAACCCAUAUUCAUGGACAGACGCCCAUGUACUGGCCACAUUUCUCAUUGGUGUACUUUCGGGAGUGGCCCUUAUCGUCUAUGAGACAUCGAUCAAAAAGAACGGCAUGUUUCAUCAUCGUCUCUUUCGCGAUCGGAACUUUGCACUAGCUUUGGGUUGCAUCUUUGCCGAGGGCAUGGCAUUCCACUGUGGCAACAACUAUUUCGCCUUUGAAGUCAGUGUUCUCUUUGCAACCGAUAAUCUUAUCAUUGGGGCCCAGUACAGCAUGGCCUUCAUAGCUCUGGGUAUUUCUGCCAUCGUGAGCGGUAUAUGGUGCUCCAUCAGUAAGGCUUUGCGUUUCCCGAUUAUCCUGGCCUUUGGCUUCAAGAUCCUGUUUAUGGUCCUGAUGGCUACUGUCUCCAAGUCCACACCUCAAGCCCUCAUCUGGAUAUACCCCAUAACUCUAGGUCUCGGAUUGGGUGUUUGCAUGCCAGCGCUGAUUACAGUAGCUCAUUUUGCAACACCUCGAGAAUUGAUCGCGAUUACAUCCGGUCUUAUGAUCUCUAUCAGAAGUUUGGGAGGAUCUAUUGGGUUGGCCGUAUUCAACGCUAUCUUCUCUAAUGGGCUCUCAUCCAACUUGGCACCCAAGAUAUCUCAUGCCGUCUUGCCACUUGGCUUCCCCGAAAGGGAGUUGCCUCAACUCAUACCCGCCCUUGCCCAUAACGAUACAGUGGCGCUCAAACAGAUUCACGGCAUUUCUCCAGAAAUAAUUCACGCCGGGGUCGAUGGCCUUCUGGAAGCUUACCGUGUAAGCUUUCGCGGUGUCUGGUUGACCACUGCGAGUCUAUGUCUCGUCGCUAGCAUCGCCGGUUUCUUUCUACGCGAUCCCACUGAGAAGUUUACUUCCCAGAUCGACGCGCCCAUUGCACUGGAUACAGAGGUUGUAGAGAUCGAGAAGAGGACAAAGAUUCCAGGCGAUUCUGCUUAG